Molecule: messenger RNA, 1984 nt
Organism: Daphnia pulex (common water flea)
Lineage: Eukaryota; Metazoa; Arthropoda; Branchiopoda; Diplostraca; Daphniidae
Exons: 4
Coding region: 10-1533 (507 amino acids)
Source: RefSeq, a predicted model, not a curated record
GACUGAUCGAUGGCCGACGACAGAUCAGACGGUCCUGGGCUCUGGUUGGGAAACGGUGGUCGGUUGAAAUCAUUUAUCGUUAGGCCUCUUAUAUACUUCAACAUGAAAUUCUUGUUAAUCACCUGCUGGUGGUCGUGUUUGCUGUUCGUUCUGGCCAGCAGCACGGCGGAUGACAACCAAGUUGUACCCGAACGGCGUCAAAGUUUGGCGGAUUCCAUCCGCUUUCUGGACGUAACGAGGGGCGUGUUGCGCAAAAUCGGACAAGUUGGCUGGCUGUCGAAACUUCCGUAUCGGGAAUGGAUUCUGAAAAAGCUGGACACGGUCCACCUGUACGUUUCGGCCGGGCAAACGCUGGCCGAGAAAUUGGAUCCGGAUUUGCUGGAGGCUCUGGCCGGAUUGGCUGCUGGAAACGGGAGAUCGGAAGCGAGGAUGAGCUCGUUCGACGACUACGUGAUUAGUUGGCGCCGGAAGCCGGCGGAAAUUCCGGCCUACGUCCGCAAAAGUAAGACCAAGUUGAGCGACGACGAGGAAGAGCUGGACGAGGAUUACUCCGCCAGUCAAGACCGAGGCUAUUACAAAAGUGGCGGCAGCUACGGUGGAGGAGGAAAAGGAGGCUACGGUGGAGGCAGCAGCUAUGGAAGCGGAGGGGGAAGUUAUGGGGGUUAUGGUGGUGGAGACUACGGUUAUGGUGGUGGAGGCCAUGGAGGAAAUUACGGGGACCACGGCGGAGGCAACUACGGAAGCGGAGGCAGCUACGGCGGAGGUGGCGGAAGCUAUGGGGGAAGUGGUGGACACGGCGGAGGCAGCUACGGCGGAGGCAGCUACGGCGGAGGCGGAGGAAGCUAUGGAAUGGAUUCGUCUGGCAAGGCCUUCUCCAUUUUGGGUGGCCUUUCUUUUCUGACAUUCCUGGGCGUGUUGCUGUACCAACUGGCGACGCAGAGCGCCGCUACAGGUCGCGUUAUGGACGCCGACGCUCCUCUCUUCAUGUCCGAUUUUCACAGCAUCGACCGUCUGCUGCUGAUGGACAAUCCGCUACUCCUCACCAGAGACCUGAACGAACCCCCCGCCAUGGCCACCGCCGAGGAGGAAAGUCUGGACAUUCUCGACCAAAUGGCCGGCGUCUUCAACGGUUUGUGGCGGGCCCACCGCCAAGGCAAGUCCGUCCGACGACCGGGAUCCUCGCGUCGCUGCACCCAGCGACGCAUCUGCGAGACUUUGACGGCCAAUCAGCACGUCAUCUACGAUCCUCUCGUUCAAACUGCCACGAUUGGCAUGGCUUAUUGGCUAGGCGAUUCCGAUUCGGCCCACACUGUGGACCGGGUGAUGCAAGAAACGCUGGGCAUCAAAUCGAAUAAUAAUAGGCCGAUGUUUCAAGAUUUGUGCUCAACGAUCGUUCCCAAAUGUUUGCUGGCCGAAAGCCUCCGGUCGUCUUCUUCUUCAUCCUCCUCCCAGCAGCAGAGAAGAUUGAACCCCGUUGGUGCUGAUGAUGACGCCGCCGUCUCUGCUACUCGGAAUGAAAUCACAUGGUCAUAAAAAGCGGAUGACAAAUGAAUUCGUCGAGUAGACUACAUUAUAUUACAACACGUAUACAUUUUUGUUUUGUUUUUUGGGUUUUGGUUUUUUUGGGUUUUGGGUUUGGAACAAAGAAAAAAUGGGGGAUGUAACAUGAAAGGCCACUUUGACUACUCUUGGGCACGUCGGCAAAGGCCUCUAGAUUGUUGUAGAUUGAGAAAGGAAAAAAAAUUUGUUUUCCCUUUUUUUUCUUCUUUUUUCGUCGACAUCGUGGUGAUACGUUUCAAAAAUGGAAGGAAAAAAAGACAUCGCCGUUGGAUAUUUUUUGGAAGAAGGAUAUAAUUUUAUGGCCCUCUCUUUCUCUCCCCCCUUGUGGCGUAUACGCCAUCAGAUAAUACCAUGAAAUGUUAUUUUUUUGUUUUGUUCUUUUUCAUAUUUCAAUUGUAAUAAAUACAAAUUGAAGUCAAAGGUA